Messenger RNA from Talaromyces stipitatus ATCC 10500, 1387 nucleotides. RefSeq lists its product as uncharacterized. Lineage: Eukaryota; Fungi; Ascomycota; Eurotiomycetes; Eurotiales; Trichocomaceae. The record is from RefSeq and is a predicted model, not a curated record. The coding region runs from base 42 to 671 and encodes 209 amino acids. The transcript is spliced from 2 exons.
UUUGAUUCUUAUCCAUUUGAUCUCGGCUAAGUCUCUUAGAUAUGUUAUCUUCACUGAACCAAACUGGGAGGUUGCUUGGGGAAACAGCCGAACGUUCACACAAUGUCGCUACGAACUCUGUCAGACAAGUUUCAUCUCCUGAUCAUGUUAUAAACGAAUGUCUUUCCGGGACCGUCACAAAAAAUAGCGAAAAGAGAAAGAGACAACGCCAGGAAUCUCAGGAGGCGCAGAACUUCCUUCAGCCUCCAUUGGGUAACCCUGUGUUGACGCCUGAAAUUCGAAGCCAUGAAAUAUCUGACAAGCAAAUGGCCAUAGACCCAUGGCAAUUCGGAAUUCUGGUCGGAGAAUCGUCAUCCGUGGUUAAUCGAAAUGCCUAUUCGACUUCACCCGAAAUUGCACCCGAGUCGUUGAGUAGAAGGAACCGCAUUAUUGAACAUUCGCACUUCCCACAAUCACAUUCAGCCUCCCUUACCGGCAAUGCGUCCUCUCUUACCGGCGACGUAUAUCAGUUGAACACCAACGACGUCAUCGUGGUGGCACUUUCUGGAUUGACAACAGGCCCGAUUUAUCUCACAGACCCAUACUACCAAAACGUUUCACCAUUCAUCAAUGUGCCGAUAACAGAAGACCUGAAAAAACAAUUCAUCAAAUGGAGGCAUCGAGUUAUGUAAUUCACUAUAUUUUCCCCAUCUCAAUAUAUGCGACCCGUGGAGCGCCGGAUGCUCUGAAACACCAUGAACUGUUCCACGGGACUAUCGUCCGACCAGAAUCGACAUCCAGAUAUACACCACCAAUUAGUGAAUCCGUCAACUUAUCGUAAAUACGUAUUGCACCUCGACUUGCAGUGAGAUCGACUACAAUCGCAUUUGUCUCGGUAGAAGGCUCCGUUGGGUCUCCAAUAUUCACGCUAAUCCAUCUAAUUGUCGCCGACUCAUCACAGAUGCCCUAGAAUCUGUCAGUCUUUGCUGAGGUGAAGUUGGAGUAGUAGUUACUCUAUUUUUAGCUGUUCCCAAGAUUUCGUCUUCGCUUGAGACAGCGACUUUCUGAAUGCUUUGACUCAUGAUCGAAUCGAGAAAUCUUUCAAGGGGGAAGAAUUAAAGUUCCAGCGGUUGACUGCUAGGCGAGAAGUGAGCGAAGUGUCUUCUCCGGAACUGGAAACAGUAGAGAAACUGGGUUUUCAAACGAGGCGUAAUGACAGAAUCGAGGAGUAUCGGGUUGUGAAGUUUAUGCUGGUCUUGAACGCUUGCGAUAUAUGGGCGGCAGUCAGUAGCUGGAUGUAGGCUACUAGCACGUCACGUAGUCGGAAAAGAGUCAUUCUACUCAGUAAACCCUAAGUAAAUAUAUUAGGCACCGAUGCGUGUCCUCGAGCAAAAGAAUAUCAUAGGUC